This is a messenger RNA of Colletes gigas, 3030 nucleotides long. RefSeq names its product palmitoyltransferase app (gene app). The transcript is spliced from 9 exons. Gene Ontology annotation, cellular component: Golgi apparatus; endoplasmic reticulum. The coding region runs from base 151 to 1551 and encodes 466 amino acids. The record is from RefSeq and is a predicted model, not a curated record. NCBI's taxonomy places the organism in Eukaryota, Metazoa, Arthropoda, Insecta, Hymenoptera, Colletidae. Gene Ontology annotation, molecular function: protein-cysteine S-palmitoyltransferase activity. Gene Ontology annotation, biological process: protein targeting to membrane; peptidyl-L-cysteine S-palmitoylation.
AUUAGAAGGCCAAGAUGAAAUAUGGUUGUCCAAGGUUUUGCAUGGUGACACUAAACAAACAUUGCAUGGCCUUAAUAAAUUGUUUGCUGCAAAUCAGGCAUUACGUACUUGUAUAUAUAAACAGUGUAUAAAACAGUUUACCUUUGCAAAAUGCCACAUAUUACUCGAAAAUGGGAACUAUUCCCAGGCAGAAACCGAUUUUGUUGCGAUGGCAGAGUGAUGAUGGCACCGCAAACUGGAGUCUUUUAUGUGACUGUGUGUCUCAUUGCUGGAACAAGUGGUUUAUUCUUUGCUUUCGAUUGUCCUUUCUUAGCAGUUCAUAUAACACCUGCUAUACCCGUCAUUGGUGGCUUACUAUUUAUUUUUGUAAUGUCUGCUUUAUUCAGAACAAGUUUUAGUGAUCCUGGGGUUAUUCCAAGAGCAACUUCCGAUGAAGCUGCCUACAUUGAAAAGCAAAUUGAGGUUCCAAACAAUGGUAAUUCUAAAAUGUAUAGACCCCCACCUAGAACAAAAGAAGUAUUAGUGAAAGGUCAGCCAGUAAAAUUGAAAUAUUGCUUUACUUGCAAAAUAUUUAGACCUCCAAGAGCUUCGCAUUGUAGUUUAUGUGACAAUUGUGUAGAGAGGUUUGAUCAUCAUUGUCCAUGGGUUGGAAACUGUGUGGGCAGAAGAAAUUACAGAUAUUUUUAUGCCUUUAUUGUGUCCUUGGCAUUUCUUUGUGUUUUCAUACUUGCAUGUGCUGUUACUCAUUUAAUAAUGCUCACAAAAGAUGAUAGACCAUUUUUAGAAGCAGUUAAAAUAUCUCCUGGAAGCGUUGUUGUAGGUGUUAUAUGUUUCUUCUCUGUCUGGAGUAUUCUUGGCCUUGCUGGCUUUCACACACAUUUAACUACUAGCAAUCAAACAACUAACGAAGACAUCAAGGGAUCAUUUUCUAUGAAAAGAGGGCAAGGAAGUUCUAAUCCCUAUAGUCAAGGAAAUAUCUGUGGAAACUGUUUCUAUGUAUUGUGUGGACCUGCGCCACCUAGUUUAAUUGAUCGAAGGGGUAUAGUAACACCUGAAUAUCGCGCGGAACAAGAAAGAGUUAGCGACGACAGUGUAAUUACUAGUAAUAAGACGUACGGUACUGUGAAAAUUGUACAACCACAGACCAAUGGUACAACUGUUCAAACCAAUCCCAGCACAGAUCUUACAGGUUCGAUGAACAAUCUUGUUACCGGUCAACACUCACCGCAAAUUGAAUCAAUAAACGGUAGUACUACAAAUAGCGUGAGCCAACUUGUUACCAAUGAAGUACCACUAGCAUCACUUAACAUAGUUCCAAUUGAUAUCGAUGAAAUUGCUCCGCUGCCUCCCCGUCAGAGUGUUGUGGUUUCUUCCACGUUGGAUACGUCCUCUAUACCUUCGGUAACUGUAACGACACCUUUGUCUGCAUCUAGACUUAGAUUGUUACAAGAUACAACUAUGAUAGAGUCUGCUCUAGACUUAGAUUCGUUGGAAGACGCCAGUGUUGGUAGGGGGAGUCAAGCUGGACUUAUAAAAAUGGGGGCAAUAUAACAAUGGGAUUUAUAAUUUUUAUGUAGAUUCAUAGACUUUUAAAGUCAUUGACGCUUAUUAAAGGGUAGUGCAGAUAUAAUUUUUUUUUCUUUAUACAAUCUUUGCGAAAUCAACAAGUAUCAUGUGCUUUAAAAUAUAGAAAAAGAAAAUACAAUUACAGGCUAAUGUACGAUGUGUUUUUACAAAUUUAUUUAAAUAUAAUUACAGAAUUAAAAAUUUAAUCAAAAGUUGGGUAACACGGGGACGUUUAUUUUAUUUGAUCUGCACUAUUCAUUCACUACACUUAGCAUUGUUCAUUCCAUUUCAGUUAUUCACAUCCGUCUUUCUUCAUUGUAACAAACUAGUGAAUGAGAAUAUUCUAUUUGCAGCAUAGUAGAUAUGUAUAAACGUAAAAAGUGGAAAUUUAUCAUACAAUAGUCUUGAUAUUAUACUAAACGAAAAAUAUGUGGGUUAAGGAAGAUGUACUACAUAAUUGAUUUAACUCGAAUUUAUGCAUUUUCUUUUUUACAAUGCACAUCAAGUUUUUUUUUUAUUGCUGAUCAUACAAUAUACUGGAACCAAAAAUUUCUUUACUAAUUGGAAUAAUUUCUGCAUUUGAAAAUCUAGAUAUUUUAAAUAUGUUAAAAUUGUGAUUAUAUAUUAAUUUUAUAAUAGAGAAAUUAAUAUGUAUGCAUUAACUUUAAAGGUCUGUGAGAAUCCGAGAAUCUGGAUCAAGUCGAAUCGAUAAUUUAUCUCGAAUUCGGGUCAAAAUCUCGAAAGUGAUAAUUAGUUAAAAACUGAACAUUCCUAUCAUAAAUUAUGGGUAAUCGUUUCUCGAUUUAUUUUGUCAAAUUAUUUCGAAAGAAAACUUUAGAUCGUACAGUGUAUCCGAGCCAUGAUGUGGUUAUUCAAAAUUUCGAAGAUCCUGAUAUUAUUUUAUUGCGAGAUACAUAUGGAAUCUUGAUUCGAUUAUUUUUCAAUCCAACAUGAGGUUUGGGUACCCGAAAAUUUGGGUUCUCGUACACUUUUAAUGUCAUUUUAUUAGAAAAUAUUUUUAUUCAUUAAGAAAUAUAAAAUCUGCAAUACGGAAAACAUUGAAUUCUAAAAACUUGUAUUUCAGAAUUUUACCAUAAAUUAGCAUUAAAGGUAUGAAGUAUUAUCUCAUUUAAUUUUUCAUAUUGGUAAAAUAGUAUUACAUUCUUUAAUGAAUUUACUAUGUACAGUGUAAAGAGAAUUUUGUAAAUAUAGGAAUUUUCAUAAACGUUAGUAUAGGUUUGCAAGAAUUUGAAAAAUUUGUUAAGGCAAUGCGGAUUGUACCAAGCAUUUUAAAAAUAGAAGUACCACUGCCUUGUUUAUUAGUAACUCAAGUAUCAACGUUGCAUGGCAUUGUUCAAUUCGGAGUAAUCAAAAUAUAGACAUUGUUUAUACGAUUAAUUAUUGAAAAAAGAUACGACACUGGUAGUUGUCAUUUUAUCUAUUAAGAAUUGCCAUUAUAUUAAC